Molecule: messenger RNA, 1282 nt
Organism: Schizosaccharomyces cryophilus OY26
Lineage: Eukaryota; Fungi; Ascomycota; Schizosaccharomycetes; Schizosaccharomycetales; Schizosaccharomycetaceae
Product: TFIIH complex cyclin Mcs2
Exons: 3
Coding region: 234-1202 (322 amino acids)
Biological process (GO): regulation of cyclin-dependent protein serine/threonine kinase activity; DNA-templated transcription; regulation of transcription by RNA polymerase II
Cellular component (GO): transcription factor TFIIK complex; nucleus
Molecular function (GO): cyclin-dependent protein serine/threonine kinase regulator activity
Source: RefSeq, a predicted model, not a curated record
UUUUACUACCAAUUUGACGAGCCAGUAAACCUGUACUUUGGAACACCUUACUUAUAACCUCCAUCACUAAAAAAAACCAAACCGUGGUUGAUCCAUCAGAUUACAUUUAUUAAUCUUGUUUUGUCAUAGAAUGUUUAUUACUCUUUAAAUUUGCUUAAUAUCAUUUUUGAACAAAUCAUUUGUUUUUGGAAAACCUUCGUUCAUUACUAUACUUUCUCAAUAAAAUCAGGACUAUGGCAGAGGAUCGGUUUCGUCAGUCGAGUCAUUUCCGAGAUUGGAUUUUUACAGAAGAUGAAUUGCAGAAAAGAAGAACUCAGAUAAACCAAGAAUUCACAAAAGUUGUUCGUCAGCGUCUUCUGGAAGACUUAGCUCUGCAGAAUAAAGAUGCUUCGGACAGCAAUUUACCCCCUACUCUGGAUCAAAAUGAAGAGUUGGAGCUUGUUAAUUAUUACACUUACCAGUUGAACGUUCUUUCCUCGACGAUGUCUUUACCGACUCACAUUCGUGCUGCAGCCACGCUCUUUUUCAAGAGAUUUUAUUUGACUAAUUCCGUUAUGGAGUAUAAUCCUAAAAUCAUUUCCUUUACAACUUUGUACUUAGCAACGAAAACGAAUGACCAUUAUAUACCAAUCGAACAUUUUUGCAAAAACCUUCCAAAAACUACCCCUGACCAAGUGCUAGAGUAUGAAUUUAAUGUCUGCCAAGCUCUGAACUGGGACUUGUUUAUUUGGCUUCCUUUCCGACCACUUCAAGGUUUCCUAUUAGACUUUCAGGUUGUAAUUCCUGAAACUCCAAUGGAAACUUUGUUUGAAUGUCACGAUCAGUCUAAAAGAUUCUUAGUCGAAACGUUACAUUCAGACGUGUAUUUUUUUUAUUCUCCGAGCAUCAUUGCCCUAUCCGGGAUAUACCAUACAAAUCCUUCUCUUUGCCUCAAUUAUUUACAAGCGAAGUCCAUUAACUCCAUACAUGAUUUGAUUAUUUCUAUCUCUAAUUCACUUGAUUCCACGAAAAAUGCAAAGUUGGAUCGAGAAAAAGCCAAAGAUUACGGAAAGAAACUUUACUUUUGUAUGGAUCCAUUAAAGAAGAAAAACAGCACAUUAUAUUUAAAACGAAAGGCCGAGGACGAAGAAGCUUCUUUAGGUAAUAAGAAACAGAAGUCAAGUACUCCAGCUGAUCAGCUAGACGUGAAUCCUUUUGCAUAAUUUAACUUAAUUUUUACUGAUAUUUAUAAUAAUGUAAAGUGUGCAGGAUAUUUCUAUGAUUGCUUAUUUAGUCAUUUCAU